AUGUGCUGCUGUGGGUCUGCUGACGACGGCUGUGAUGCCGAUACUGGCAACCCUGGGCCCGACAUCACCCGAAGGUGCACAGAUGUGUGCUGUGUACUGGUGCUGCUUGUUUUCUUUGCGUGGCCAGUGUGCGCCAUACUGUGCCUCAAGGAUGUCGAUGGGGCCUACUCCCUGACACACGGCCAUGAUCACUACGGGCAUUUCUGUGGACGUGACAGCUUGGAGGACAAAGCUUUUGCCUUCUUCCCGGAUUUGGAGAAUGACUUCAAGGAGGACCCGACACUCUUGAAGCGGUAUGGGGUUUGUGUGGAGAAAUGCCCAAAGCAGUUUGAAGUCAUCACAGAUUACGCUGGUACUGGUGGCACCCCGCUGAAGCGGCCACAAGACCUGUCAUGGUACGUGUCAUUACCAACUUUCCCUGUGGCCGGCCGGUGUAUUCCCUAUGAUCCUCCUGCUAAUUUCUCUGCAUCUGUUGAGUUUUGUGCGGAUCCUCAGUGCCACGCUGCGGAGAAGCCAAGCCAUCCCCAGGAGGUGUGUGGGUUGGCCAAAGAUGGCACCAAUCGCUUUUGGCUGAUCUCCAAGGCUGAUGACAUUCUUGCGGAUGGUUGGCGUCGAGAAGGUUUGUCCGACGAGGCCAUCCGGCAGCGCGCGGAGAUAGCGGAAUCUGCAGCGCAAGAGCCGUGCAAGGUGAAGGUGUUGAGAGACACCCGAGUCAGAACCGAGUAUGCGGAUGCAUCCAUCACCUACAGUAUCCUCACUAAGUACACAGGAUACAUGUUCACAUGGUCUGCAACCGUGUAUGAGAACAGAUCGAUUGUGCUGGGCCUGGGCCUGGGCGGGUCCCUGGUCUUGUCUCUGGUGAUCAUCACAGGCUUCGCAUACUGCGUGGGCUGUGUGUUGAAUGUGCUCAUCACCUGCUUAUUCCUAGUUCUCAUUUGUGUGGACUAUGUGCUAUUUUUGCAGGCUGGGCUGGUCACAGGAAGGAGUGGUCGACUCAUUCUAGACUCCUUUGGCAAAGCCAUCCAGGUUGAGGUGCCAGACGAGUUGACUUCUCUACUGGAAGCAUCAGCUGAUACGGAGGAGCUCCGGAUGAUUUACAAAUGGUGUGCAAUAGGCUUGGCGAUUGGUAUUUUCUUGCUGGCAUGCGCUGCUCUUGCAGCCCGAAAAAACUUCCAAAUCCUCGUGGAGCUGUUGAAGGAAGCAUCGAACACGAUGAGAGAGAUGCCAUCUCUACUACUCACGCCCUUCAUCCUGGCUUGCAGCAUGAUGGCUGUCUCUUUGAUGAUGCUUUGGGUGGCAUUGUCCAUUUCGACUCUCCAAGCCAUGGAUGUCCCAGAGAUCCUGGAGGCAUGGAAAGGCCAUGUGGCACCUGCAUUAGUUCAGCUGGGCUUCACGGACGACCCGCUGCGGCAACUACGACAGAUUGCCUUGGUGUUUAACCUCUUUGUGUUUCUCUUCAGCUACUACUUCCACGUAGCACUUUGCAUUUCUAUUACGGCGAUGUGCGUGUCGCAUUGGUAUUUUUACCGGGAUGACCGAGACAGAAAUGCUGGCACAGGCAUCAAUUCGGAUGGAUGGUUCUUUGGACGGCCGGUGCUGCUUGCGUUUCAGCGAAUUUGUAGGCACCAUAUUGGUUCUUUGGUAUUUGGUUCUUGCAUCAUGUCAGUGGCAACGCUUCUGCGUCUUGCGAUGGAGUAUGUUGCAGCCAAGACGAAGGAUGCACAGGACGGCAAUCCAGUCGUGCGCGCGCUGGUGUGCACAUGUCGGUGCUGCCUUUGGUGCCUGGAGAAGUGCUUGCAGUUCAUCACGGAGUAUGCAUAUGUCUACGUAGCUGUGACUGGGAAGCCGUUUUGUUCUGCAGCCCGCUCCUCCUUCGUCUUCUUUGCGAAAUAUCCGCUCCAGACAGCGCUGGACAAGAUGGCAUCCACUGUGCUGGGGUACUUGCUUUGCGUGACUGUUCCUGGUGGUUUGGCGGUGGCUGCUUUUUUAUGUGGCCUCAAGACGGCCUGGCCAGUCUGCGCCGUCGUCAUUUUCGGCUUGGCAUAUGUCACUACGCGGCUGGCUGCAGGCAUUUACGACGUUUGCGUUACCACGCUCUUCGUAUGUGCUAUGCGGGACUGUGAGCACUAUGGUGGGCGAUACAUGAGCAAGAGUCUGAAGAAUGCCUGUGGCUUUGCAGAACUUGCGCGCGCCAGCCUCUCUCCAGGGGCCAUGGGAAUUGAGUUGCAGGAUGCCAGCUGA
Effrenium voratum is the source of this 2241-nucleotide messenger RNA. The record is from the annotation of a GenBank genome assembly. Lineage: Eukaryota; Dinophyceae; Suessiales; Symbiodiniaceae.